GCAAUUGACUUUCCCUAUUCGCACGCGCACCUCGAAGAUUGAUGUCGUCUUUGAGUUGGUAUUUUUGUCGCAGACUAUAAUCCUGCGCGGACGGCGCGUGCCUUGACUAGAAUUGAGACAGUCGAUGAAGGCGUCCUAAUGUAGGUAACCAAGAAAGGUGUAUUUGGGCGAGUGAGAGGACGAUUGUAGAGUGACGAAAGAGAUGAGGGAUGGACAGAGAGACAAAGAAAGAUAGAGGUUUCGACGUCGAUGUCCACGCGCGCUGUUCGUUUUGUUGAGAAAGAUGCUAAACCGAAAGGGCUACAUCAGAUGAAUCCACCAUCAAAUGAAAGAGCUACAUCAACAGUUAAACUUGAAAUUCAUGAUCAUACCAAACCGAUGAGAAACAACGAAUAGAGGCAACUGAGAGGUACCAAAUAGCAGAAGUUUAAGAAUGAUACAAGGCCCGGAGAGUCUGGGCGCUCCUGCCCAGGAUGCGAUGCAGGCAGAAGUAGUAGGUACUAACGCUAAGUUUAAGGAACAUUUUCUAUGAACAUGGAGGUGGACAAGGUAGUUUGAAAAACUUUAACUUUUGCUUUUCGGAAAGAGAGUCGUGACGCAGAUGAGGAUGACAUUCACACGCUACACUCUGAACAUUGUCACCUUAAACAUCAGAAGCCGUGGAAGAGGUCGAUCUCGAAAGUGGGCUGCCAACGAAGGCGGCUGAAGGAACCAUUGACACAGAAGAGUUUGUGCAAGUGUCAUGUGGCAACAUCGGAUUGACACUUUCAGAAACUUCAUACAAUUAUGGCUCUGCGUAGGUCCUGUGAGUGACGUGUUCAUCUUCUUUGUUUUUUCUUGCUAGGUUUUUACUACAAAGAUAUGCUCCUGAGGCGAACUUCGUCCUUGCCGUAAGAUGGCUCGACCACCUCGAAGAAAUGGAAACAAAUGAAUCAGAAAUAAGAACUUUCACAGCUGCAUCAUCAAGAUCAUCAACACCACAACCUCUCGUUUCUAAUACCUAGUCCAGAUCCUGAAAGAAGGAGAGCAUUUCGAGGAAGAGAAGAAGGGAAAGCCGAAGUGGUGCUUGUUUUUCGCGUUUUUGUUCGGAACGAUAGGCCUCGCAGUCACAGCACUCAGUUGCGCAGUCUACAUCGCACUUCUCCCGAUUCAGUGCUGCUGCCCGGGUGGUACUUGUCACUAGCCUCGAUGGAUUCAGUUGUACAUGAUUGGUUGAAGGACAAGCAGAAGGUUAUGAUCAGAAAUACGUUUGUACUUGUAGCCUUCUACUUCUUUGUACCUAUUAUGUAUCUACUUCACCAGUUCUCUUUGAUGUCACUACGUCACCAUUCUACUUUUGUGUGAUCUCUCUUGCUCUUUUACAUAGAACGACGAUGAAAACAAACACACGGAACUACAACAUCCCAUCUACAUUAGGAUCAAUCCCCACAACCCAUCUACAUUAUCAUCAAUCCCCACAACCCAUCUACAUUAGGAUCAAUCCCCAGAACCUCAGGUGAGCACACGAAGUACAUCGAUAAGGGACUCGGCUGGUUGGCUUUUAUCCCGUGGACAAUCGCCAAAUGCUUCUGGAAGUAGAAGCUGACAAACGCUUGCCUACAGAAUUAAGUUUAUUUUUACAUUACAAUGCUUGUUACAGGAUGUAUGUCUGUAGAAUUACAAGUUGUAGAAGUUCCCGUUGUUCAGGAUCUAGGUCUGAUCGAUCCUUUCCUGCUGAAGUUAGUAUAAUCCCGUUCCCGUCGCUGUCUGAAUCGAUUUUGAUCUCUCAAUUUGUGUACCACAAGUACAACAACAAGAGUUUAGAUUCUCUCAACUACGAAGAUUCUUGAUUAUUUGCUCUGACCUCCAAGACCAAGGAUAGAUUCUCAUAAAAGAUUUUCGAAUUCACUUUCUUUCACCGUAGUAUCUCUUAGAGUUUUUAUGCACCCGGAUCAACUUGUUCAAACGGAUGAUCUUAUUAAACGAAUAAAGGGGAGUAGCGUUAGCGUACCCGUAAAGCAAUGUAAAGGUUUGCAGAUGAUUUUGUUUAGCAUUUGUUGAAAUGAGAUGAAGGAGGACACAUCAUGUUCACAUUCUGGCCAGUCACCAUGAACACAGGACACUCAAGAACCCAAAAAUCCACUACUCAAUUUAGCCACGUCGAACAGAUAGUCAUUGAUGACACUUCUUCUGAACAAAGUGAAAUCACGUCUAGUUGCUGAAGAAUAACACAGUACCACGGUGGUUUGAAAGCACAACCUCAUUCACCUCUCCUCUUUUCGUGGUGUGGAUCUACUGCUAGUGAGGCGCGGAG
This is a messenger RNA of Amoebophrya sp. A25, 2293 nucleotides long. The record is from the annotation of a GenBank genome assembly. NCBI's taxonomy places the organism in Eukaryota, Dinophyceae, Syndiniales, Amoebophryaceae.